AUGGACAUAAACACUAUAGAAAUUUUUAAGGAAGCGCUUUCAGCUAACACGGUCAAUUAUGAUGGUGGAAUUAUUGCCCUACCAUUCAACUUGGAGAUCUUGAAAUGGGCUAAUGAAACACGUGACAUUUUAUCGUGUGCUAGAGUUCCUUCUAAAGUUAAAUUCUACAAUAUAUACGCGAUCAAUCUUGAGACACCCCAUAGUGUCUGCUAUGGAAGUGCGGAAGCUCCAGUUACAGAUUUGCAGCAACUACCAUUUUUCCAGCCUACGUAUGUAUGUGUUGAUGGUGAUGGGACAGUUCCGACUGAGUCAGCCAAGGCAGAUGGGCUGAAUGCAGAAGCAAGGGUCGGAGUCCCCGGCGAGCACCGAGGGAUUCUGUGCGACCACCAUGUAUUUCGGAUUCUGAAGCACUGGCUGAAGGCAGACUCAGACCCAUACUACAACCCUCUAAACGAUUAUGUGAUUUUACCCACUGCAUUUGAAAUGGAAAGGCACAGAGAGAAAGGCUUACAAGUAACAUCCCUUAAAGAAGAAUGGGAAAUCAUCACAGAAGACCAAGAUGAUGAGGGAGAUACAAAGCCCUUGGUGAGCUCCAUUUCUGUUUCUCAUGUGGGAGACAAACUUUCUCCACGGGCUGAGGCUUGUGCUACCAUUACUCUUCACCCUCAAAAUGAGGGCAAGCAGCAUGUUGAGCUGAAUGCCGUAAGUGUGUCGGUUGAUGCCUGAAUUGGUGGCGUUCGAUUGAACUGAAAAAGGAAGAAACUCUUCAUCCAUGUGGUUUACAUGUUGUAUGUACAGCUUAUGUAUGACAUUUUAAAUCUAUUUGUACAGAACAGUUCUAAUAAAAAUUACUAUUCAUUUCAA
Corylus avellana is the source of this 864-nucleotide messenger RNA. Lineage: Eukaryota; Viridiplantae; Streptophyta; Magnoliopsida; Fagales; Betulaceae. The record is from RefSeq and is a predicted model, not a curated record.